This is a messenger RNA of Sorex fumeus (smoky shrew), 1043 nucleotides long. It is a transcript of the gene SRARP, whose product is annotated as steroid receptor associated and regulated protein. Gene Ontology annotation, cellular component: nucleus; cytoplasm. Lineage: Eukaryota; Metazoa; Chordata; Mammalia; Eulipotyphla; Soricidae. The transcript has 2 exons. Gene Ontology annotation, molecular function: nuclear estrogen receptor binding. Gene Ontology annotation, biological process: positive regulation of intracellular estrogen receptor signaling pathway. Bases 46 to 672 code for a protein of 208 amino acids. The record is from RefSeq and is a predicted model, not a curated record.
ACCUCUCCCCACCACCAGAGUUAGGCCAGGCGCCGAGACCGCAGCAUGGUCCCCUCAGAAGAUCCCAGGGACAGGAGAACCGACCCCAAAGUCACUGAUCCUGAGACAGAGCUGGCCAGCGGUCCAGAUGGAAAGCUGGCCGGCCAUCAGAAGACCCUCCCCUCAGCCCACCUAACAUUCCUCAUGGACUGUACUCCCGGGAAACAGCUUUCCCUGCCAGUCCCACCGCUGCGUCCCCAAGCUCCCUGCCGCCCCCUGGGCCCAGUCACUCCUCCCAUGAAAACCUACCUAGUGUUCUGUGGGGGCAACCAGCCCUAUCACACUCAGGAGGUCGGAGCGGGUAUGGGCCACUUCACCCAGGCCAGGGAGACCACGGGGCCUUGCAAGGCGACGGAGGCCCCAGCUUCUGCUCCAGUCAGCCCCCUCUGCACCCAGGAGGUCCCGGAAGCCAAGAAGAGCCCCGUGAAGGCAAUGCCUGUGAGAUAUUCAUCCUCGGGGGCAGCCAAGGGCUUGCUCAAAGGGCUUCUCAACUCCUGUGUCUGUGGCAGGGGGAUGGCUGACAGAACGGAAGAUGCGGCUGGCCAGCCAGUGUCUAAGGCCCCAGGGCCACACUUCCAGGAACCCAGUUCCUCGUCCCCAGCCCCGCAGAAGUCUCCUGUGCCUAAGCAUUAGCUGCAGCAAAGGACGUUCACGGAGGUCACGCACACUUAGGGAUCUUAUUUCCUCCUUCCUUUCGUCUUUCUUUUGUCCUUCAGCGGAAACAGGAUUGGGGACUUGUGUUGAAAAGAGACUCUUUGAUUCCUACAACCCUCUUCUCUACAAGUAUAUUUAUUUUUAGAUUAUUUUUAUAAGGGCUGUGCUGGGAGAGGGGAGCAGCAUUCCAGGGAUGGGAUCCAGCCUUGCCCACACUAGGCUCUGCCAUCCGAGCUGUCCCCCCAACCCUCUGUUCAUGCAUUCCUACCACAUGUCCUGAUGGUGCACCUUCCUAUGAGAGGCCUGCAAAGCACGGGAGACAGCACGGCGUUCUUGGAGCUUCUGUUUUG